Molecule: messenger RNA, 738 nt
Organism: Schizosaccharomyces japonicus yFS275
Lineage: Eukaryota; Fungi; Ascomycota; Schizosaccharomycetes; Schizosaccharomycetales; Schizosaccharomycetaceae
Product: SRR1 family protein
Exons: 1
Coding region: 1-738 (245 amino acids)
Source: RefSeq, a predicted model, not a curated record
AUGGACUUCGUCGUCGUAACUCGUUCAAACAAACGAUGCCUUAGAAGGAAAAAAGGGCAGCUCAAUUCCUGCUCCCCGACGGCUCAGUCAAGUCGAAACAAGAAUGACAUAGAAAUAUGGACAACUCAAAAGCUUAAAGAAAAAUUACAACGUGUGGAUGAACUGCUCGAAAACUCAAAAUUUUGGAAACAGUUGUCACCUAAUUUUACAGAAAAGGUACAGGACGUUAUACCAACUCGUAAUCACUGUUUGGUUCUCGGUCUUGGACGAAUUCAUACGACGACAGCUUCUCUACAGCUGUCUUUGCUGUUAAAGAUAAUUCGUAUUUUUGAAAUUAAGGAAACGAAUGUAAGAUUCUAUGAUCCAGUAUUUGAAAAGGAUGACAUUUCUUUCCUCGAAGAAUUUGGCUUCGAAGUUUUAAAACACUCACCAAAGACUGAGAAGCUCGAAGAUACACUGCUUUACAUGCCUCACUGUCCUACGAAUUUGUACGAACAAUGGGUGUCAGUAUUUCAGCCAGACUGGUCGGACUUCGUUUUGUGUGGAAACGAUUUAUCCAUGUACGUUGACACUCGGCCAUCAAAAGAAGUCAAAGCACAAUAUCCAACAAUUUUUGAGGUAUGCAGCAAUAAUGUUUUUGAUAAAAUAUGCUUUCCGAAGUUUGAGGAAGUAUAUGCUUUCAAUGACCUUGCUCUUCAGUUUUGGAAGGGGCUUCCUGAGAAACAGUCGACUUCGUAG